Aspergillus steynii IBT 23096 is the source of this 794-nucleotide messenger RNA. RefSeq lists its product as uncharacterized. NCBI's taxonomy places the organism in Eukaryota, Fungi, Ascomycota, Eurotiomycetes, Eurotiales, Aspergillaceae. The coding region runs from base 239 to 676 and encodes 145 amino acids. The transcript has a single exon. The record is from RefSeq and is a predicted model, not a curated record.
UAGUCUUACGAGAUGCUACCAGCGGGAGAUAACGGUGGAUAAAUAUUCUUUCGAAAUACCACGCUACAAGCGUCAAACAGGAGAUGACGGAGUCGAGUCAAACUGGGGAGACAAUCGAGGGAUUCAACCGGGGACACGACGUGCCUGGUCGAUCCUCGAGAUACUCUGGCCCCCUCCCAGCGAUUCUCGCGCAUUUCCGAUUACUCCGUAAUUUGUACGGGCUCCACUCGUGGAGAAGAUGAUGCGGAGAAAAAAAAAAGGUUGCGACACUGCGAGGCUGCCGAUCGGGAGGAGACGAAAAAAAAAAGGCAAAAGAAAAGAACGGAAGAGAAAAGUGGAUCGGAGAAAAAGAAGGGCGAACAGAAAAAAAAGGCGAGAGUCAGAGAAAGAGAGAAAAGGAAGUGGUUUUCCGCAAGCGAAGAAAUCCGGUGGUUCGCUCUUACCCGAUUGGGGCAGUCUUAUCGCCUGUUAUCUCCUCGUGACAAAAAGAAUUGCAACGCCGGCCGCGUUGCCACCCGAAGAGACGGUGACAUCGGCCGCUUGCAACCACGCCGAAUGCGGGGGUGGUAUUCUUAUUUUCCUUCUUUCUCGAUCCCUGUCCUACGCCGUACCUCCCGUGCCUCCCGUACUUGCCGAGUUCCUGCCAAGGGUCUACAGAACACCGAGUCAAGGAUGACCGAAGGAAGCAGAUCCAUGCCGUGUCUUGCAGGGUGGCAAGCUCCGUCAACGUGGUAGUUUGGUGUGCUUCAUGCAUAUAUUAGUAUCAGGUACCUGGGUCGGUAGGUAUGUACCUG